AUGAUCAAGUUGCCGGACACAGGGAUGCGUGGUGCCGUCCACGGUGCAUUGCACGUGGAAACUGUCGAAUUCCCAACGAGGUUAAGUAUUAGGGAACUUCGCCCUCUCAUUGACCAUCCGCUUCUGGCACCAUCGACUUUGGAAAAGUCCAAUUCAUGGACAUUAAUAGUCAGAGGAGUCAUUCGGCAACUCCGCCAGAAAUCGCCAGUGGGCCUCCGACCACAAGCUACAUACACUCUCGUCAGAGUCGAAGCCAAAGUGCUACCUCAAGUCGAAACCGAAGCCGUAGUCAGGGUGCAGGUCGAAGCGCCGCUACCGGACGCUUUGUUCCAUACUCGCGCUCUGAAGGCCGAGAUCCCAAAAGUGGGUGUCACAAAUCCUGGGGACAGACCAAUAGCUCCGUUACCAAACACGCAUCUUCUACGAGCCCUAGCUGAGCGUCAACGCUCAAAGUCAAGGACAAGAACACCUAUAUCAAUCCCCCCCCGGCUUCUAAGAGAUCGUCAGCCUCCCAGAAACGACCCAAGAUCAAAUCCUCCAGCGGGUGACUUCGAAGUACCAAAUACUUUGCAGAGCCAAGCCGACAACACCCAACAAGGUCUUGAGGGAGCUGCUAGCACCUUGGAAACCCCUCCGUUACCAUCGACAAGUCAGCCUCCAGAUUCCGGUUUCCCAGGUAGUGAUCACGAAACUCAACCUACGAGCUCUUCGGAUCCAGCCGUCAGUGACACCAGAGGUCAGAAUAGUGAUAGUCCGAGAAUAGUGAACCCCCCUCGUAGUUUCGCUCUGUCGGCUAUGCGAACAACUAUCGAGGAAGACGCUUCUCAAACUGAUGAUACUCUACCUCGAGGAGACUCCAAUCAACGUGGGCAGAAUACAGCCGCUUCUAGCCACAUUUUAGGACAUUUGCUCACGACUCCGAUCACCAUUGCGCAAGUUCUGACGUCGUUCUAUCGAGGGCGGCCAAUGCAACGGGCAGUUACUCUUGCUCCAGAUGCACUCGAUGGUCAGGUUGUAUCUGAGCAUAUAGAGGGACGAUGGUAUCAUGACCUCGAUAAUGUGGCAACGUACAUUGGUGAAGACUCCGGGGGUCGCGGUCGUGAAUCACCUACUCCUGGACAUGUUCACGAUAUCGUUCUUUCUCAACCCCUCUAUGAGAGGGAACUAUCCCCUUUGUCUCUCAUGGAUUGCGAUACUGCUCCUCUCGGCAACGAUGAUCACGUACCUUUUGAGACGACCGGAAUUCAUGAUAUCGUAGCGAGGAACCCCAUCUACUCACCGCGCGAGUCUCAGCCUAGUACUCCUCGUCCACCCCCCCUACCCGAAGGGCUCAGUCCAUUGCAAUGGUAUCUUCCGAACGACCCACUUUAUCGGGAGGCACCCCCUCGAAAUGAAAAUCACCAAGUGCUACGCAUGGACCCAAUAGGUCGUCUGUGCGAUCAGGUCUCAGGAUUAGCGCAAGUGAUACAAACGGAUCGUCAGCAGCUUGGGGAUCAGAUCCAAGGCUUGGUGGACGCUGUGCAGUCAGACCGUCGACGGUUUCAAGACCAGAUCGAAGCACUUGAACAAAGCCCUCUUCGAGGUGAUGGUUCGCGGCGCAAAGGUAAACCCAAGAGAACCAGCAACCCGAAGCGGAGGCCAGGGGACGGGGUCCUUCUAGCAGCCCAGGUUCGGUCUUACUUCACUUAUCUCGUUGGUGGAUCACAUCGUUUGCUGGAGGUCUCUGUCAGCAUAGAAGAAGCCGACAACUACGCGAUUCUGUGGAACACAGAUAACGGCUUGUCUGCGCCGGACUGUUGCGAUAAAGAUAAUUUUAGGUAUGAUGUUCUAGGUUCUCCCAAGUCUCCGUGGAAUAAGUCCGCAGCGCGAGUGUUUGUCAAAGCCUUUGAAGAAUGGGCAGGGGUGGAGCUUGACCAAGAAACCACGAUGGAAGCCGUUGCCACUUGGAUCAAGUCUUUGCGACAGGCACGCCGCCAGUCACUUCUAUCCCGUACCCAACAGGAGAAAGAAAAAGGCAGGGCAAGGCGCCAAGGAAGGAAGCGUUCGGUUGAGUGUUUCUUUGACCUCCACCGCGUCUUUGAUGCUGCUCAGCAACACCCACUACUUCGCCAACACGUACCUUUACUUGAACGAUUGGGGGUGGACGGCAUGUCUAGUGAUGAAUCAGAUGUCGAUGAACCCGGUGAUGGCGGAUCGCGGGCUAAGCGUCCUAUAUACCAGGUUAUCACCCCCGCGUGGAGAGCGACAGAGGUCGGAGAUUGGCUGGAAGGGUUUGACAGUGUUUAUUCCCUCUUACGUCGCUCGAAGCAGGACCUACGAGGACAGUAUCUGCGACUGCGAGGCAGGAUCCCGGUGGUAGUGGAUGACAAGGCCAAGCCAGUCCCAUCGCUACCCAGGAAUGCCUACCAUAGCUCCUGGAUCAGUCUACAGAGACAACCUGAAUUUUGCCUCAAGCCAGUCGAUCAAGAUUAUCCAUUCUGGCAUGAAAAUGGUUUGAUUAGUUCCCUCCAAAUUGGCUGA
Molecule: messenger RNA, 2520 nt
Organism: Pleurotus ostreatus (oyster mushroom)
Lineage: Eukaryota; Fungi; Basidiomycota; Agaricomycetes; Agaricales; Pleurotaceae
Exons: 9
Coding region: 1-2520 (839 amino acids)
Source: RefSeq, a predicted model, not a curated record